This is a messenger RNA of Plasmodium gonderi, 1374 nucleotides long. RefSeq names its product variable surface protein. The transcript is spliced from 3 exons. The record is from RefSeq and is a predicted model, not a curated record. Bases 1 to 1374 code for a protein of 457 amino acids. NCBI's taxonomy places the organism in Eukaryota, Apicomplexa, Aconoidasida, Haemosporida, Plasmodiidae.
AUGAAGGGGAUAAGAUUGUACAAUAUCAUUAUUCUAAACAUCCUCGAUCAAAAUAUUUUAAAGGACUUGCCUUCAUAUAUGUAUUAUAGCAAAUUUAAUGAACCUAUAAACAUAUCUGAUUACAAUGAGGAAUGUCAAGAUAUAUAUAAUAAAUGCAAUGGAAAUGAAAAGAUAAAAGACAUUUAUGCAAAAUAUGCAAGAAAUUUUAAAAUGAUUACUGAAUUAAAACGUGUUGAAGAAAGGAAAGCUUAUUGCACACAUUUUAUUUAUUGGAUGUAUGACGAAAUAAGAAAACUAAUUAAAAAUAAUGAUUCUACUGGACAUGACAUAAGAAAUCAUACUAAUUUUAAUAAUAUAAGGGAAAGAAUUAUUAAGAAAAAGAAUAUGUAUGUUUGCUUAUACCUUUAUGAAGGAGGUAAAUUUGAUGAAUGGAAAGAAGAGAAAGAUUUAUAUGAUUAUUUUGAAAAUUAUGAGACCCUAUAUAGAAAAAUUAAUUCUGACAAUAACGAAUGUCAUAAUUACAUUAAAUACCUUAAUUAUAUAUACAAUCUAUAUAAAAAACAUUCGGUUGUUGAAAAAUGUUGUACUGAUUAUAAAUAUGGAUGGGAGAGUUGUGAUUAUUUUAAAUGUGAUUAUGCGUAUCAUCCGCUUAAUCUAUUAUCUAAAUUAAAUUGUGAAGGCAACAAAUAUGCACAAAAAGAAUCAGGGUCAUUUAAUCCAGUAGAUUCUGAAGCAUCAAAUGCAGAAGGUCAGAAACAAAAAGAUCUUCAAAUGAAAAUUAGUUACUUGAAAUGUUUUAAGUCAUAUAAGGAUGAGAACAAAAAAGAAGGUGAAAAGGACAGCAUGUAUGCAAACUGUUAUUAUAUAACGCCCCAUAAAUUAUCUAAAAAUGUAACUGUAUAUACUUACAAUAGAAAAUCACUUCAUUCUGGAAAACCAAUGUCAGUUGUGUGGACUUUACCAAGCAAUGAAGAUUCGAAUGAAGAAGGUGAAUUUAAAAAAUUAGAAUAUAGUAGAAAUGAUAUUGAAGAUGACACAGGUAUUAGGAGUAUAUAUGACUUUUAUGAUAUAAAACAAAUCGAAUAUAAUAUUCUAGAAUAUAUUCCUGUUAGAAUUGGUGUAGUAAUUAUGCUAACGCUUGGUGUAUUUCUUGUUUUUUUCUUAUAUUAUAAGGUAACACAAAAUUUCAUCUUAGGAUAUAAAUGUAAUUUCACUCCAUUUGGAUCAUGGAUAAAUAGGAAAACAAGAAAAAAUAAAAAAAUUAUAUAUAGCAAAGACCCAAUACAUUCAAGAAAACUUUCAGCUAAUUCUAAUAAAUCUGUAAGACAAAAACAUCCAAAUAAAAGAGCACAUAUAGCUUAUCAAUCUAAAUAG